Dicrocoelium dendriticum is the source of this 2017-nucleotide messenger RNA. The record is from the annotation of a GenBank genome assembly. Lineage: Eukaryota; Metazoa; Platyhelminthes; Trematoda; Plagiorchiida; Dicrocoeliidae.
AUGUUCAUCCAGGAAGCUCGAGCGUUUGCGGAUGCGGAAUGUAUUGCGUCCCCCGCGUUUCUACUACCUAAUCUGGCUCAUCAAGUCGUUAUAGAGUUACUCGAUAUGUGUGGUGUCCCACAUGUUGACAGCACACGUGAAGCUGAUUUGCAAAUGGCUGAACUCGCUGUGCUGCUCGAUUGUCCGAUUGUAAGCAACGACUCCGACUUCUACCUGUUUCAGUCACCUGCCCCAUCACGUUAUCGAGUAAUUCCACUGUCUUCACUGAGCUCUACAUGUGACUGGUUGCCAACGAAGUGCGCCGACUGCGGGUCUCAAUCUGCAACUUGCUUUGCAUUGUCAUGCUCCGUUUAUCGCCCAUCCCAGUCUUGUUUGAACAAAGUGACACCGAGUCUACUUCCAUUACUGGCUGUGCUGUUGGGCAAUGAUGUCAUUUCGAACGUUCACCUUCCUCUUGGUGUGAUAAGCUUAAUAAACCUGGCUCCGAGAAUGUCAUACUGCGCGAGGCGGGUCCAUGCUGUGCUGGGUUGGUUGAGCCAAUUCUCGAACAAUUCCUCAGGUGCACUACGUCAAAUUCUGUCCGGAUAUUCUGGCCCCCAGCUAAUUGACAUUACAAAGCAAAUUGCACAGUGUAUCCGUGGAUACUUUCUCGAUCCGGUCACUGGUGGUUCUGAACUGGCCAAUGAAAUGAACCUUCCAACUGACGCUUACUUUGCUCGACACUCACUCUAUAGAAGACCAUCUAUUAACCUGGAUUCUAUCUCAGUGAAGACGGUGGAUGAGGCGAUUACGUUGCUCAAGCAAACAUUGUCCCACUGGGAAGCAGGCGCAGUUGGCACGGGCACCGGUUUAUGCUUUCAGUGGCCUCGGCAACUGAGUCAUGUAUUCCGAACUGGUCGCUUAUGCAAUUCAUUGAUUGAUGCGUUAUACGUGCGUGGUGGAAGUGUACUAAGGAAUCUAUACGAGGAUUUGAACUACGAGACCUCCAUCUACUCCGUGAGUGAGCAGAUUCGCUUCUUGAAUUAUCGCUUGUUGGUUGAGCUUGAGAAUCGCAUCGGUUGUACGAAAAAGCUCCUCGCGUUGACGGAUGGAAACCCGAUAGAGAGCCGCCGUGAAGGUAAGCGAAUGUCCACAUUCUCCGUGCAGUUACCAGUCGUGACGGUGCCGCGUUGUGUGUCAACCGUAGAGUGCAUAGACCGAUUUUUCAGCCAAUAUUUGUCCCUUGAACUGAGCAGCAUGGUUUGUGACUCACCGCAGACAUUGGGUAUCAUCUGUGUGGUUAUUUUUUGGUUACGACACACAUCUAUUAAGGACGUCGCCCAGAUUCCAGUGAACGGAAACCCCGUUGUGUUAGCCUUUAUAACCUGCGCUUUGUUGACUGGAAUUCAUUACGAAUGCUCACGUGGUCACGAAAAAACCGUUGCAGACAAGGAAUUGGAGAAGCUGUGCAAGCGUUACGGCCAAGUUGCUAGCGAUGCAAAACGUGAAUGUGUGACAGACGGCCACCACUGCUACUCAAUUGAGGUUGUACAUCAGCUGAGUGAAUUGCAAUUGGUGUACGUGGAGUUGCAGCACCUGACGACUUUGCUGGAAGUCCUGUGUACAUGUACUGGUGGGGAGGAAGACCCCACUGGAGGUGACAGUGCACCCGCGGACGAAAUGCGACUGAUAUUUUGGCCAGGGUGGCUGAUGUUUUCAAGUGGACGUCUGCUUCAUUGGUUGGUACAGGCUCUGGCCUGGGCUCCGCCUGAUGACCGAAUCGACCGGUUGAAGUAUCGGUGGAUACCCACCCUAUUGCAUGCGAUAUUCUUUGACGACAUCACUUCAUCAUAUACGUCAGAAUAUUCGAAGCUCGUUGUUGAUGAACUCGACGCUGUGCUUUGUGUAUUGACUGAUGUCGCAUUUACACCAUCGAACGUGUGAGCUGCUAUUGUUCGAGAAUAUUCUAACUCGAAUCUGUAUUAUUUUCUGUAGUCCUCUCUUUGUAUUUGAACAUUCCCAUAAAAUUGAUUCCUAG